ACAAUUUUGGUCCCAGUAUUGAUCCUUGUGGUACUCUACACGUUAUUUUAGAGGCAUCGACAGGUAUUCACCUCGCUUCGCAUGUUGCUUCUAGUUUUUUAUCCAUCCAUCUUCUUCCGCUUAUCCGAGGUCGGGUCGCGGGGGCAGCAGCCUAAGCAGGGAAGCCCAGACUUCCUUCUCCCCAGCCGGGAGACAUAGUCUUCCCAAUGUGUCCUGGGUCUUCCCCGUGGCCUCCUACCGGUUGGACGUGCCCUAAACACCUCCCUAGGGAAGCCUUCGGGUGACAUCCUGACUAGAUGCCUGAACCACCUCAUCUGGCUCCUCUCGAUGUGAAGGAGCAGCGGCUUUACUUUGAGUUCCUCCCGGAUGACAGAGCUUCUCACCCUAUCUCUAAGGGAGAGCCCCACCACACGGCGGAGGAGACUAAUUUCGGCCGCUUGUACCCGUGAGUUUAUCCUUUCGGUCAUGACCCAAAGCUCAUGACCAUUAGGGUUGGGUAUCGAGUAUCGAUUGGAACCGGGACUAACUUUCCGAUUCUCCCGGAAUCGUUCAAAAGUUUAAAUUUCGAUUCCUAGUUUCGAUACUCAGUCCGCCGACCGGAAGAAGAAGCCGCUGACCACCAACGAAGAAGCGCCCACCGCCGGAAGUGUUAGCAUAGCCGAGCGAGUCAGUCAAGCAUGGAUAGCAGGCGUCGGCGGUCGAAAGUGUGGCUUUAUUUUACAAAAAAAACCAACAAAUAUUGCCGAAAUACAACACGCGCGACAGGACUGUUUCGUGCUUAGGAGGGUGCACGUCGAACAUGAUGAAGCACCUCCGAGUUCAUGGAGUACAAAUAAAUGCGUGUUCCGUCUUCGACGCGCUGCGCCGACCGACCUCUGACUCUUCCUCUUGCUCCGGCUCUGACGCCCAGCCUGGCACCUCGGUGACUGCACUGCAGUCCGAAUCCGACAAUUUACAACCUGCUAGCCAGGCUCCGCCAUGUGUUCAGCGUACUCCGUUCACCACAGCGGCAAUGGGUAAUAUGUCGGUACCACAGACGGAAGAGUGCCACAGAAAGGUCACUGCACACAUAAUCAAAAGACUGCAUCGUUUUUCAGAGGUGGAAUCUCCAACAUUUAGGGAUACGGUGAAAACUCUCAACCCAAAAUACGUACCACCUUCCAGGGACUACCUGUCAAACACAUUGAUCCCGGCAUGGUACAAGACCCGCGGUUCAUCCGCAGACUCCACGGAUUGGUCCGCAAACCGCGCAUCUCUAGUGGCCAGGGUCCGGAACAUUGUUGUGUGGAUGAAGAGGUGCUUGAUGGCCAAGGUAGUCCUCAAAGAGAAGCAAGAACUUCUACACUUGCUCGGCUAACUGAGGAGGACUUUAGGAAAGCUGAGGACUUCAUCAGCCUAAUGAAGGUGCUCUACACGUCAACACUCUGCGUGUCUUCUGAAAAGAGUCCCACAUGCGGACAGAUUCUGCCUAUCCUCAAAAAGCUUGAGGCACACCUGGCUGUAAAAGCUGGAGACACAGUCUUCGUGUAAAACCUUAAAAAAACAGGUUUGGGCAAACCUAUCCAAGCGCUACCAGAAAGAUGAGAUCAGGGCCUUUCUUCAGCUAGUCAGUGCGUUGGAUCCAUGCUUUAAACAUAAAUUGGAUGAUGACACCAUCCGGGACCAGAUCCAGAGAAAGCUGAUUGAACAGGUAAAAAAUUUCAUUCAUGCACAACUGUUCUUUUCAGCUAUUAAAAUCUAAGAUCUAAAUGCUAAUUAUGUUCUUUGUAGUCAACAGAGGGUGUCUGUGGAGCUGAUGGGGACAUCAUGCAGUCUGAGAAUGAGGCAAAUGAGGAGAACAAGGAUGAGCAGGAGAGUCAACAGCCUCCCUGCAAACUCCCUUGGAGAAGCUGUUUGCUGAGGAAGAGGCACAGAGCAUAGUGUCACAGCAGAGCUCCAUGUCCAUCAAGAAACGAGUGGAGAGAAAGCUGCAGAUGUACCAGGAAGUUCCACCGAUACCUAUGUCUGACGACCCUGCUGCAUGGUGGUGGAACCAACAAAAGACUUAUCCUUAGCUGUCAGAUCUCGCUUUCUCCUAUUUAUGCGUACAAGCGUCUUCCACACCCAGCGAACGUGUAUUUUCCACAGCAGGAGACACUAUCUGUCCAGAACGCUCACGCAUCCUGCCUGAGAAGGCGGAUAUGGUCAUUUUCCUAAACAAGAACCGUCUCUGAUUUUAUAUUGUAACAUGUUUAAGUACCUGCACCAUCAUACACUUGUGUGUGUAAAUGUGUUUUCAAGAGGUUUCCUGCAGCAUCAUACACUUAUGUGUAAAUGUGUUUUCAUGAGGUUUUCAAAAAUAAAGCUCUCUUGAGG
Molecule: messenger RNA, 2355 nt
Organism: Nerophis ophidion (straightnose pipefish)
Lineage: Eukaryota; Metazoa; Chordata; Actinopteri; Syngnathiformes; Syngnathidae
Product: E3 SUMO-protein ligase ZBED1-like
Exons: 7
Coding region: 800-1357 (185 amino acids)
Source: RefSeq, a predicted model, not a curated record